Messenger RNA from Paramecium sonneborni, 520 nucleotides. The record is from the annotation of a GenBank genome assembly. Lineage: Eukaryota; Ciliophora; Oligohymenophorea; Peniculida; Parameciidae.
CAUUUCAGUUUUGAAAUAAAAGUAGGAUAUUGAAAGGAUGAAAAUUGGCAGGAUCAAGAAAUAAUUCUAUAGAUCACAGUUCUACUUCAAAAUUAAUUAAAAGAGAAAAUGCUAUAAAAUUAGUUGGAAGGUUUUCAUAUAUUUCUUUGUUAUAAGCCACAAAAGGGAAACAAACAAAAACAAAGUUGAUUGCAAUAAAAAUCAAUGGGUAAGAUAGGUAUUAUAAAAUAGAAGUGCAUGUUAAUUGUGAUAUAUAUGAAGGUUAAUGGUUUGAUGAUAUUGCAAAUGGUCGUUGAUUAUAUUGAUAAUGGUUAUUUAAUUAGAUAUAAAUUAGGUAGAGCAAGAUAUGAAGGAGGAGAUUGGGAUAAUAUAUUCAAUUAAGGAAUGGUAUAAAUAUUUGAAUAAUUAGGAUAAGAUCCAAAAGUAGAAUUAAAUUUAAAUUUAUAGGAACUUAAUUAAUUAAUGUUAAAAGAAUGAAAAGAGCAUUUCAUUCAGAUUAAUAAUUAUAAUAAUCAUUUGA